Drosophila nasuta is the source of this 2508-nucleotide messenger RNA. It is a transcript of the gene fs(1)Ya, whose product is annotated as female sterile (1) Young arrest. The transcript is spliced from 2 exons. The coding region runs from base 255 to 2369 and encodes 704 amino acids. The record is from RefSeq and is a predicted model, not a curated record. NCBI's taxonomy places the organism in Eukaryota, Metazoa, Arthropoda, Insecta, Diptera, Drosophilidae.
CAAAUGCAUGCGAAAGAACCGUUGCAAAAGCUGUGCAUGAGUGUGUGUGGGCGCAUGCCAUGAAAAGUUAAUUUAAAUGCAUUCAGUUUUAUGUGGUGCGAAACAAUUGAAAAUGAUUUACAUGGAUGAGGUAAAGUGUCACAUUUGCAAACGCAUCUUCUGCUGCGCCAAAUGCCGCCAAAAGCAUCAAUUUAAUACACACGCCAUUGCUGUGAGCCAAAAAGUGCCGACCGAUAAUCAAAUGAUGCAACACGAUGCCGAAGGCGACAUCGCCCACAAUGAUGUACCACAAGCUACAACCACGAUCUAUGUAUUCUGCCCGAUCUGCGAGCAAAAAACCGCUGACGCUGCACAAGGAAAUCUACGCUGAACUCUUGGCGCACAUUGAAAGUGUUCAUUUGCCGUUGCGUUGCCGCAAAUGCUUGCGACACUAUACAAAAAUUGAUGAUCUACUUGAUUUUAGCAAAUGUGUCAAUUUGUCACAGAAUUGUAGCAGCAGUAGCAGUAACAGCAGCAGCAUAGAUACAAAUCAGUCGUGCGAUACAGACGCCUCCAAAAUAACUGUGAAGAAGGCAAUGGCUACAGUGGCGUCCAAUACAAUCUCCACACAAACAUCGCCUUGCACUGGAAAAGAUUUGAAUGACACACAACAACACUAUCAACGCCAUCUAACGCCUAUCUCGUUGUUCAAUUUGCGUUGGAAAGCCAAAAGUCGCCUCACCCAGGAGGAAUUCAUCAGCGACAGCGUUUCAUCCAUACGCAAUCUAUCCACCGAUAGCGUUAAUUUAUCUUUACAGCGCCGCAGCAUUGGACAGCUAACUGUUGCUAGUGCUGCUGCUACUGCAACAAAUGGUAAAGUCAUACGCUCAACAUCAACGCCGCUGCAGGUUUGCAGCAUGUUCGCCAAGCCCAAGGAGGCCGCCACGUUCAAUGCCUCUGGCGGUGGCGGCGGCGCUGCUCACUUGUCCAGCAUCUAUCACAGUGGUUAUGUACCGGAUGAGCAGAAUACACCAGCGCCGCCAGACAGUAGCCAAAUGCCACAACAGCGUGCCUGGAAGGUUGGCGGACGUGGCAAAAUGAGCGCGGUGACGCCGCUGCGUCAGGUCAUGUCGAAAAGCAUACAAAAGGCAUUUGUGGAGCUGGCCACCGGAGGCAGCAGCCAUCCAGCACAAGCUCAGCGACUAGAUUUAAGUGAAGCGAAUGCCCCGUCAGAUGCUUUUGGUGCUGCUUUGGAUCUGCGCUUGUCGCCGGUUGUGCGACGCGCCGAGCAGAGCAUGGCAAGCUCAGAAGCAGAACCAGCAGCAGCUACUGAAGCUGAAAUAGCUGACACAGCUGCCACAGAACCCUAUCAGAUACUGUUAUCCGCACAAAAGUUGACCACCGAAUCGAUCAUCAUUACACGCACUCAACACGGCGCCAGUGUCAGCAAUUCGCUGCCCGUUACUGCCUCCACAACAAAUGGGCGCACCACUAGCACCGUUUACAAUUCCUGCGAGAGUGUUGCGAUAAUCACUUCAUCGAGUAGCAAUAUACAGCAACUAACAAAUGCUGGCGCUGCUUGCGAGAUGCCACCCAUUACGCCAAUUACUAGCAUACCCGGCGCCGUUAUCACCAAGAAGCUCAUCAAAUUCGAGACGCCGCAAAAGAGCAUAGAACUGGAAACGGGACAAGCUGGCGAUGAAUCGCUGCAAGAGGACAGGGAAAUAUUUUAUACACCCAAUCCGGGCAGCCAACCGGCCAGUCCAAGUGUAGACAACAACAGUAGCACCAAGGAUCGUAGACGUCAGCAGAUUGUGCCACGCCAGCUAAGUGGUCAAUUCUCUAACAACAACAACGGCUCGCCAAAAGAACAACGAACUUUGGGCCCGGUCAAGCGACCACUUGGACCACGAGCACGGCCACCAUUGCGAGCUUGUCAUCAUCAAAAGACCUUUAGCUGUGUGCAGGAUGUGCCGAGCGACAAUGAGUACGACGACGAGGAAGUUUUCUUGCCCAACAGCGCAUCCACUCACAAUGACAAUAAGAAGCGCGCUGCAUCAUCAUCGAAUGCCGAGCCAGGACGUCUCUGGUCUCUAAUGUCAUCGGUGAUGCGUUUGCCGGCCACAUUAAGAACUGAUGCGGACAAGGAAAAUGCUCCCAGCAGCACGUCGGGAUCGUUAAUCAGACGUUGCGCUUCCAUUGCUGGUUCAUUGGUGCGCACCAUGCAUGGCCAGGACGAUGAUACUGAUGUGCAGAGCAUGAAACGCAAGCGUACCCAAACGUUGGACAACCAAUAUAUAAACCAUUUGUCGUCCAGUCCAGCUAGAUCAUCGAAGCGUGUGCGCAUCCAACCAAGAAAACCUAUUGAACGCAUGCGUACCAAUUAUUAAUGUAUUUUAAUUUAUUUUGUUUUUUAUUCUGUGAACAUGUAUCUUGUAUUUUAAUAACAUUUCGUUUUGUGAAGCGGGCUAUCAAAGCCACAUACAAUCAAAGCAAAGAUGUCAAUGGUGCACAAUAAAUUCAUUCUUU